This is a messenger RNA of Sycon ciliatum, 3948 nucleotides long. Its product is annotated as interferon regulatory factor 5-like. Gene Ontology annotation, cellular component: nucleus. The record is from RefSeq and is a predicted model, not a curated record. Gene Ontology annotation, molecular function: protein binding; DNA-binding transcription factor activity, RNA polymerase II-specific; RNA polymerase II cis-regulatory region sequence-specific DNA binding. The coding region runs from base 544 to 2214 and encodes 556 amino acids. The transcript is spliced from 7 exons. Lineage: Eukaryota; Metazoa; Porifera; Calcarea; Leucosolenida; Sycettidae. Gene Ontology annotation, biological process: regulation of transcription by RNA polymerase II; immune system process.
UGAUGGUCGACAAUGGAGCAGGCCCGGUGGGUGGACGAAAUCUAGAUACAAUUUGCUACGGCUGUCAGGCGCCGCAGCCUGGAUUGCUAGUUGCCCAUCACGGAAAACCAUCGCUCCGCACGGAGCCCCCAGUGGUGAGCCUUUUUCCUGGAUUGAACUGCGUGGAAAAUCCCGGCUGAUUGGUCAGGUUCUAACACUGCAGUCGCGUCGGCAGUCGACGCUCGAAGAGCUUGCACACGAGUCGCGGAAUUGCCGCCCGGGGGAUGAGAGAAGAAUGGGCGAAUGAGGUGAUUGAAUGCAACGACGCACGGAGCCUAGCCAGACCGACAGGUGCCCCAAAACCAGCACCAGCAGCAGCACUACGCUAGGACAAUGAGUCGUAAUUAGGUAAAAAUUUGUAUCAGUGACACCUGUGAUGUAGCCACGCUCUGAAAGAGCUAUCAUUGCGUGCGGACCGGUGCCAUAUUUGCUGGACGAAAUGGAAAGACGAGCAAGAUCUCGAGGCAGCGUGUUCGCGCCAAGAACCACAGCAAUCGUGUCCCAAUGUGCCUUCACGAACAGCAGCAGCAAAGCUCUCCUUACCAUGCACUUCACAAGACUUUGAGGAUGGCGAGGAGGCAGAAGCUGAAAGACUUCCUCCGGGCCCACCUGAACGACGGGGAUGUCCCCGGCCUGGAGUGGAUCGACAGAGCAAGCGAAACGUUUAAGAUUCCUUGGAAGCAUGCCAACCGGCGAGGGAACAACUUCGACGUGGACAGGGACACGUUGCUGCCUCGACUCUGGGCCAUAAACACGAUGAAGUUCGACCCGGACAACGACAAAGCAGAUCCGACGCGCUGGAAGACCAACUUGCGCUGCUCGUUGAACAGCUUGAAGACAAGCAUUGUCCGCAAAGAAUCCACCGACCACCAUCUUGUCUACCAGUUCAUUAAUAACGACUACGCCGGACGAGGUAAAAGACACGCGGUCGAACCGCUUGCCCACAAUCCAACACCGACGAGCUCGAGGAAUUUAUCGCUGGACGAAAGGCCCGUUGAUAUGAUGGAGUUGUUUCCAAGUGCGCUCGGAGCAGCACAGCCUAGCAGUGCGGGCGUUUCGAGUAGCGUCCGCACGACAGCCACGCCCCAAGAGGAUUUCAACCAGUCUCUCUCUGCUGCCUCCUUCCCUGCUCCCGCAACCGCACCCAUGGACGGUCUGUCCUUGUCGGCUGCUGAAAUCGAUGCACUUCAGCUUGGCCUUCCAGCAGGCUUUCGAGAAAGUGACUUAUCUCAACAGCUAACAGUUGGCUCGGAGUGUGACAUAUUCAGCGACAUUGCCACCACGUGCGGUGCAAAUCCCGGCUUUCCCAUCUCCGGGGAGAGUCUGCUCCCACUAAGGGCAAGCGCUUCUUCAUUCCAGACCAGUCUUGUGUCUUGCGCUACAAGUACUCAUUCCACUUCUCGACCCGACACACUAGACGUGGCGAUUGCAUCAAGCAAAUUAACACCGAGUCUUCCCCUGCCGGCCGAGCACGCGCUGUUCCUGCAAGUCAGCUAUCGCGGCUACGCCAUGGCCGCCUGCCCCGUGCACAACCAACGCGGAUGUCAUCUCUACUACGGCCAGCCGUCGCCGUCACGGCCGCAUGCUGCCAUCGCAACACCUGGCACGGCUACAACGAUGUCUUCCAUGGCGGCGGCGGCGUCACGAUCACGCCAUGAUACCGAGCAUCUGCAGCAGCUCUGCUUACCGCGGAUACAGGACAGUGAUGGACGCUUCAAGUGGCCGCAGUUGCGACACGUCCUUCAACACUUCAGCCCUGGCAUUUCAUUUGAGGUAAAUGGUGGCAUGGUGAUGGUACGUCGGCUAUGUCCACUGCACGUCUUCUACUCCACCAACCUGGCCUCGGCACACAGCCAACAGCUACUACCGCUGCAGCAGCCGGUGCUCGUGUUCGACAAUUCUGCGUUCGACAGGGAAUUCCAUGACUUUCGGCAAACCCGAGAGGCAGCAGAGCCAGCCACACGCAUCUACUUCAGCAUUGGCGAGCAAUUCCUGCCGGGCAGGUUCUCGGAGUGCCUGCUAACGGUCACCGUGACGAUGAGCCGUGCCGAGGCCGUGCUCAGGGAUUGGCGUGCGGCAGAGUGGAGUAGCGGUGCAGCUCAGCGAGCAGUUCUGAUCGACAAGGUUGAACCAGCGGAUUCUCCGAUAGCAGUGACCACGGUGCAUCACUGGUGAAAGGCUGUCUGGGGAAUCUGCUACAACUGUAGGGUGUGCCAGUUUUGGUGCGAUCAGCUAGGAGAAGACUCUGAUGCUCUUCCUGAAAGAGUACUCGUGUGUGUGUGUGUGUGUGUGUGUGUGUGUGUGUGUGCGUGCGUGCCGCGGUGUGUGUGUGAUGUGUACCUGUGUACGUACGUGUGUGUGUUUCGAGCGCAGAAGAAUACUAGUUUGAGGUGUGCUGCGGCAUGCAGAUGUGUGCUGCGGCAUGCAGAUGUGUACAAGGCAUACAUACCAUUCAAAGCAUACUGUUAUGAGAUCACCAUAUUCGCUUUGUACGGUAUGUUUCCGCACCAGAAUCAUCAAUGCACACGUACAUGUCAACGGGACAACAGCACAUGCUGUGCCCACACAUAUACGUGUACUUCGACGUAUCAUACAGGCAUCCUGUGACCCGGCCUCAUCUUGAUCCAUAACAGGGACUUCAACACGACCGCAUCCAUGUCCAUCUGACAGCAGAAUCAUUUUGGAGUAGACGCUUUGCUGAUCACCCCUAGCAGAGCAACCUGUUGCAAGUUAUGCAGUUUAUUGCGGACUGAGCCAGUUGAAGCUGCUGCUGCUGCUGCUACACUGCAGGGACAGUGUGUACUUCAGUAGUGCUGUUAGCUGCUAGUACACAGCAGGGACAAUGACUUGUAGUGCUGGUAGCUGCUAUUGCAUUGCAGAGAUAGUGUGUAGUGCUGUUAGCUGCUAUUACACUGCUGAGACAGUAUGUUGUGAUGUUAGCUGCUAGUACACAGCAGCGCGGACAGUAUGACUUGCAGUGCUGUUAGCUGCUAUUGCAUUGCAGAGACAGUAUGUAGUGCUGUUAGCUGCUACUACAUUGCCGCUUGAGACAGUAUGUAGUGUGUAGUGCUGUUAUUAAAGCUCCUACUGCAUGACGUAUAUUAUUGUACAUUGCAGAGACAGUGAUAGCGCUGUUAGCUGCUGCCACUAUGCAGAGACAGUGAUAGCGCUGUAAGCUGCUGCCACUAUGCAGAGACAGUGAUAGCGCUGUAAGCUACUGCCACUAUGCAGAGACAGUGAUAGCGCUGUUAGCUGCUGCCACUAUGCAGAGACAGGGUGUAGUAGUAGGCAAUCAGCAAGAGUAGCUUUGAGACGCCAUUAUUCUUUCCACUUGGGACAUCAGCAGCGGAUGAUCAUCGCGAAAGGAAACCAGAUUACCUUUUUUCUGUACUUUUUUUUACCAGGUUAUCCUCUUUCCCUUCGGACGCUGGCAGCAGAAGAAAAAUUAUGCAAGGGAAAUCAUGCCUGCCAGGCUACACCCCCCCCCCCCCCUUUCUUCGCUAUGGUAUGGUGUAUCCCUGUCAUAGCUCUUUUAUACUAUGAAUGUCAGCCUGCUCGACAGUAUUUCCCAGCUGCAAUGUCCACUUGUUUCCAGUUCACGUCCAUAGUGCGUUUCAAAAGUAUAGACUUUUUCGAAUAAUUCAAAUUUGAGAACUCAGAUGGUGAUGGUGGUCAGUUUUGUGCUAGAUUGUGCACGUCUGACUGUUCAAAAUCUGGUUUAGUUGGUGGACUCGAUCGCAUAAUUUGUGCCCACAAUUUCCUUGUUACAAUUGAUUUGGUUUGAGCUUUUUGAGAAAUUUCUUCGGACUAUUGCUCAGGCAGCUCCCGCAAUUUUUCUCAUAUAAAUUUCUAAGCAAUUGGAUAAGAAAUGCAAAAUUUCGGAAAUGUUAUGCAUAAAGUGAUCACAGA